Messenger RNA from Spirodela intermedia, 7316 nucleotides. NCBI's taxonomy places the organism in Eukaryota, Viridiplantae, Streptophyta, Magnoliopsida, Alismatales, Araceae. The record is from the annotation of a GenBank genome assembly.
AUGGCAGUUUUCACGUCGGCUGAAUCAAGUUAUGUGACAUCAGAAAAUAGGCACUACGGUUCUUUCUAUGAGGCAAAUGAACAGGAUCGUUCUUGUUCUGAAUGGUAUUUUACCAGAAAGGAAAUCGAAGAACAUUCUCCCUCGAGGAAAGAUGGCAUUGAUUUGAAGAAAGAAACAUAUCUCCGAAAAUCCUAUUGCACAUUUCUUCAAGACUUAGGAAUGAGGCUUAAAGUGUAAGUUUUCAUGUACAACUUAGUGUUGUGAUUGCACUAUUUUUUUGUCUUUUAGGCUCAAUGAAAUAAUAACCUAGUGGAGAAUCAAAUAGGACUCGUACCAUUUAGAUGAGCUAAUCUUGUAACUUAUGAAACGAAUCUAUGUGAUAAUGAUUUUGUACCAGUCAAAUUCCAUGUUCCAUGAUGAGCGUCAUUGGUUUUAAAUGAUGGAUUUUGUCGAUUACAUUCUUGUCUUUUUUGUUUGAGUGGUAAUUGUUAGUAUUCAAGGUUUUAUUUGAAUAAAGUCUUUCAAAGUGAAUCUUUUAAUGCCACACAUUUGUCAAAAAUACUUGUUAGGUGUUGGUGACUUAUUCUGACUCAUCUAUAACAGAUUGUGCUAGUGGUUUGAAUCGUGUACCUAGUGACUAUCUUUCUUAUGUCUGUCCUUUGACUUUUCACUCAUAUGUUAUUUCUCCCUUUUCUGCUAUAAUUUUUUGCUUGCCUUAGUCUUUGAUAUUUUCAUAAUUUUUUUCUUCUUACUUCGCCAAUGCACUGGAGUCCUUAUAUAUUUGUGCAAUAAUUAUUAGUUGAUCAUCUCAUUAUACAAUUACCAUGGCCACAAAAAAAGGGAACUACCCAGGUUUAGGAAUUUGAUCAACUAAAAAAUUGACUGAAAGAAGCUAACUUCCAAUUUACACGUUUUUCCCACACUCCCCCUUAAGCUGGUGAAUAGGCAUUCCCUGUUCCCAGACUUUGAAAUACUGAACUACUAAAUCUCUUAGAAAGUACAUCCGCAAGUUGGUCAUGUGUAGACAUAUAAAGUGUACAGCCUCUCUCCAACUUCUCCUUGAUGAGGUAUUUGUAAAUCUUGAUCUAUUUUAUUCAAUCAUGUUGCACUGGGCUGUGAGCUUUGCUAAUUGCAGAUCUGUUAUAAUAAUAGAGUCUCAUUGGAGCAUCCCACCUAACGUUCAAGUCCUCUAAGAUGAUCUUCUACCAAAGAAGUUCACAUACCCUGAGCUAUUGCUCGAAAUUCAGCCUCUGCAUUAGAUCGUCAUAUCACAUUUUGUUUCUUGCUUUUCCAUGCCACGAGGUUGCCACUCAGAAAGCUGCAAUAUCAAGAAGUUGAUUUGCUAUCAACCACUAAUCCUGCAUAACCAGCAUUUAUGUACGUCUCAAGUCUGUUACACCCCAUUUGUUUCUUUUGAAUAGAAUAUCUUUUCCUGAUGUCUCUUCGAGGUACUCUAGCUUUUGUGGACUGGUGGCAUGAAUUGAGUAAUCACACGAACUGCAUAUGCUAAAUUUGGUCGUGUACGAGAUAGAUAAAUGAGCCUUCUUACCAAGCACUGGUACAUUUCCCUAUGUGCUACAGAAUAAUCCUGUUUUUCCAAGCCCAAGAUUCGGAUCUAUUGGAGUACUUGUUGAGUUCCAUGCUGUCUUGGUUGUUUCACUAAGACUGUUUAAUGAACGGCUUGUGAUCCCCUUGGCUUUGUCUCUAUCCUAUGACAAUAAUAACUCUUGUGAAUCAACCAAGUGCUCAAGGUAAUUGCAUAAGUUUGUAUGGAACUUUCUAUAAUUUACACACUAAAUAAGCUGCUAAAUUAUUUCCAUAUCUUUGUAGGACAUCCAUAUAAAUUCCACCGUUUGUAUUGACAAGAAGAUUCUAAUAGUAUUCAUCUUUGCAAUCAGAACAAACAUCUCUACGUAAUCAAUCCCAUAGGUUUGAGUAUAGGUUUGAGUAUAGCCCUUAGCAACCUAUGAGAUUGAUUGCUUAGAGUUGUUUGCUCCAGUACAACUAUUUCAUUCUUGACUAUAUAGAUCUAUUUGUUUGAUAUUUCACUCUAAAGAUCCAUUUACUCCUUGUGGGUCUGUUUCCUGCUGGCAGCGUUACUAACUCUCAAGUUUUCUUCUUCUCUAACACCUCCAUCUCCAUAUUCAUGCUUUGUUUCCAUUUCUUAUUAGACAAAGUCUUAGAUGAGGUGGUUUGGGUGGCAAUGGUGUUUAACUAAUAAGGCUCUAUAAGAUGGUGAAAAACAUUUAAAAGAAAUGAAGUGUGCAAGAGGAUGUAAGGGUUGUUUUGUGCAUUCUACAGUCCCUUUCCUAACGGCAAUGUGAAGAUCCUGGUUAUUGUUGCUCAUAUGAGAUUUAUUCUCAACUUGCAAUGGAUGCUUUGAAAUUAUUCCAUCAUUCUCAUGAUCUAGGUUGGAUUCUCAGGUCUGUGCAGAUCUACACACAUCUGUUUCCUCCCUUGAGAACACCUUCCCUUUACCAUAUCUUACAUUUUCAAAGGCAAUGUUAAAAUUUCCUUGAUGGUUUUCUACAGCUUCAAAUUCAAGUUAUGGCAUGGAUUCAGAUGCAGGUUCAGACAGGAAAAAUGAUAGACAUAGGAUGUGGCGGCAGAUAAAAUUUCCCAUCCUUAUCUUCAAUGAUUGAAUUCCCUCCUUGAAGAUGUGGUGUGGUGAAGUAAGACACUUGUUCAUAGAAAGUGACAUCCACUAAGACAAAAGUUCUUUGAUGGAGGGUGAUAACACUUGUACCCUUACGGAGUUGGAGAAUAGCUCACCAAGAGACACUUUAACGCCCUUGGACCUAAAUUCCUGCUAUGUUGACCAUGACCAUGAACAAAUGAUUUACAACCAAGAAUUAUAGGGAAAAGAUUAUUUGUGGUGCGUAGGCUUGGAUAGAAUAAUGGCAACAUUUCCAUUGGACUCUUGAAUCCUAAGACUCUAAGAGUCAAAUGAUUUAUGAGAUGAAUUGUUGUAAUAAUUCUUCCUCCCCAGAAGGAUUUAGGCACAUAUUUUUGGAACAGAAAGGCCUGGUUUACCUCAAGAAGAUGACCAUUUUUUGUUCAUGCUACUCCAUUGUCUUGUUAUGUUUUGACACAUGAUGGCGGAUGUAUAUAUGGAUGGGUAUGGAUGAGUGGACAUCAAUGUCGAUAUAAUAUACUGUAUAUGUCAUUCAUAUCUGGUACCAUCUAUGUGCUUCGUAUCAAUAUCACCAAAUAAACUAGGACAUCUUUCCUCUAUUUUCUUCAAGUUUUUUUUUAGGAUGUAUAGAUGAUGAUGUCUACUGAUGCUUCUACCUAAAAACUCUGUUAUUUAUAGUUAUGUUUGUAUUGUGUAUCAAGAUUUGGCCAUGCCUUGUCUCUUAGGCAUUAAGAGAGUGGGUCACUGCAUUGAUGGCUAUGCUCACAUCAAAAACCUGUACAAGGGAUUAGUUGUGGUUUUUAAAUUCUUGUUCUCAUGUCAUGAUAUUUCCUACAAAAUCUAACAGCCUAGUGACAGGUGAAUACUUGUCACACGUGUAUGUUUGAUGGAGCACCUUGUUUUUCAAGAGUCAAGACAUGAGAACACGUGUAUAUUUGUGCCUUUCUCUUCCUUCAUGGAACACCUUGUUUUUCAAAAGGCUCGCAAACAUUUGAGAGGUGUGGGAUCAGAGAGGGUAAUACUGACUGCUUAACUUGAUGAUUCUCUGACUAAACACUUGGAACCUGCCAAAAAAUCCUUAAUAGACCUCUUCGGGCAAACGAUCAUUGGAAGGUGCAGGAAUACUUAGUCUUAGCAAUGGCAACAGGAUAUGGACAUAAUGAUAGCCAACUGAUGUUCUUUUGGUUUUUAUUAGGACAGUCAGUAAGACAGUAGUGCAGUUAAAAACAGUGUUGUGGUCUGAAUCUCAUGCAGUCUAACAAGAAGCAACUUAAAUGCCCUAAUUUUAAUUCUGAAGAUGCAGUUCUGCAAUCAUAGACCUUGAAGUCACUAUGCAUAGUGUGGGAUGUCUCUAUAGGAUAAGAUGGAACUAAUUAUACUUGUGUGACAAGAAUAAUUAGUUGUGAGAACCUGGUUCGUGAAUAUUGGGCCUCCAGAGGAUUACUGUAGAAUGAAGGGUACAAUGAACUUGAGGACAAGCGAGGAACAGGGAUCAAGGAGACGGGAUGCAUGACUGGACUCAUAGAGAGAAGAAGAGAGUAUAAUAGAUUAAAACGGGUCUCUCUCCUAUCCUAUGCAUAUGAGAGGGAACAACUAUACUAGGUCUAGGACUGGCCCUAAUGAGCCAUUUGCACACGAAGCAACUAAUUAUUCUGAAGUAUACGUUCAGGAGAUGAAGGGACAAUGCCAUAUGGCUAUGAAAAAAGUAGACAGACGAAAUGUAAUGGACAGGUUGUUUAUACUAUUGUUAUUGAAGUGAUAUUCUUUCUUUAUUUCAUAUUAAAUGAUUCUUUUUGAUGUUGUUUAUGCUAUCUCCUUUUUAUUUGCCUAUGCUAGAAAGUAACAUUUUCUCCAGUCCACAGGUCACAAUAGCCACGGCAAUCAUAUUUUGUCAUCGCUUUUUCCUUCGGCAAUCUCAUGCGAAGAAUGACAGAAGGGUAUGGAUUGCAAUAUUUUUCAUGUUAUGGAAAUCUUAAUCUUUUGAGAGUCAAGUAUCCUUAUUCUGAACAAGUGAAUUGCCGAAGCCUUGUGCCAGUGAAAAUUCAUUUCUUGGUUCCAUUGAUUCUCAUCAAAUUCAAUGCUUGAAAUUCAUUGUCUUUAUUUAGAUAGCUUAUGGUUCUGUACCCUUAGUUCUUCCAGUUAGUGUAACAUGUUCUCUUUCGGUAGCUUAGGGGCAUGAAAGCAUGUUAGAUUUCGACUCUUUUAAUGUAUCAUUAUGGAUAGCGCAUUUGCUUAAGUUCAUUACUAAAAAUAUUGUGAUGCAUACUUGUAGCAUAAGCCUGACUUACUUGUGAGGAGUGGAAGAAUUUUUUGCUUUUUAAUGCAAAAGUUGAGAGGAAAACAAUGUUGCAAAAUAAAGGAAGUGAUUCAAAAUUAAACUUUUGUUCCCUUUGCUCUUCAUUCUCUAUCAUUCUUCUUUUUUUAUCUCGACAUAAAUUUUAAGAAGCAUGAAGCAGGAUGUUACAUCUAUAUUUGUCCAUUCUCUUCCAAUCUCCAUUUAUAUAGUGGGCCAUAUGAUGAGAGAAGCAUGUAACACCAUAUUUCUUUGACCUCAAUACUUCACAAUAUAUCUCUGACCAGUAGAAUAUAGUUCCUAUUCAGCCAUUUCACUAUGUCCUACACUGUAUUGAGCAAUACUGCUGGCAAAAUACUGCUGUUAUUUUUUUAAAACUUGGCUGGUCCAAUCAUAUUUAUUGAUAUGUCCCUCGCAGACUAUUGCCACAGUGUGCAUGUUCCUUGCUGGGAAGGUUGAAGAAACCCCUCACUCAUUAAAUAAUGUUAUUCUUGUUUCCUAUGACAUCAUUCAUAAAAAAGACCCAGCUGCGAGACAGAGAAUCAAGCAGAAGGUAUUAUCUACUUUAUCACUCUUUCAGCAUUUAAAAUUUUUUCCAACACUUUUCUUUUCUUUUCUACCAUUGUUUAUCCGUCUUGGCAAGUUCUCAAUCCUUCUCUUUUGAUUUUUUUUUCUUGGUAUGUUUUGCCUCACACCUAUUAUAUCCACUGUCAAACAGGAAGUGUAUGAACAGCAGAAGGAGCUCAUUUUACUUGGGGAAAGGGUUGUCCUCACCACCCUUGGUUUUGAUCUAAAUGUGCACCACCCAUACAGGCCACUCGUUGAAGCAAUAAAGAAAUUCAGGGUGGCUCAGAAUGCCCUUGCCCAAGUUGCAUGGAACUUUGUGAACGAUGGGUAAGCCCGUGCUCCUAUCUCAGUCUCCACAAUUGAUGCUCCUCGCCCGCCCCCUGUGGGUCGGCUUCCUCGUUUGACUGGUCUAAACGUUUGGACUGGCCAUGCAGGCUGCGGACAUCCCUUUGCCUUCAGUACAAACCUCACCACAUCGCAGCAGGUGCCAUCUUCCUGGCUGCCAAAUUCCUCAAGGUGAAGCUGCCGUCUGACGGCGAGAAAGUCUGGUGGCAAGAAUUCGAUGUCACCCCAAGGCAGCUGGAGGGUCGGUCCUCCCCCUACCCUGCUCUCCUCGCCCUCUUUCUUAUUUACCUUCUCGGUUCCCCUUCUUCCCUCCGCAGAGAGUAACCAGUGAGACUUUUUCUUUCUUUUUCACCGGAGGACAGUGCCUUCAGCUCAUAUCUCACCUGGGAAGGAAGAUUUUCGUUGAUAUUGAAUUUCUUCUUCCUCGCAGAUGUUAGCAACCAGAUGCUGGAACUUUAUGAGCAGAACCACACCAUUCAAGCCUCCCAUGGGAGUGAAGUCGACGGGAGCACCAGCAACCUGACUGCUACUCGUCCGCCAAAAGCGGCAGCAUCGGCAACCAAUGAAGAUGCCGCAUCAGCUAGCAGUCGGCCCCCCGCCGGAGGCACAGCGGCAGACACCAAACAUAGAGCCCCGGCCCAAUCACCCACGAGAUUUCUGUCCGAGCAGUCACACGGUGACGACCAACACCCCCCCCACAGCCAACAAGCGUUAACCCAGGGCAACAACCCGAGGAAUGCCCCCGAGGCGUUGAGUGGGGUCUCGGACCACAACCUGGACAGCGACAGCUGGGAUGCCCACCACCCAUAUCAUCACCGCAGAGAAGUGGCGGAGGCCUCAAGCAAGCCCCAGCCUCAUGCAGAAGCCGACUGGGAGGCUGCCAAGGGCCGCUGCCUCCCCGAUGCAAUCAAGAGGAUCGAUAAGGACAAGGUCAAGGCCGCGCUGGAGAAGAGGAAGCAGUCCCGCGGCAACCUGGCCAAGAGUGCUACUGACCUGAUCGACGAGGACGAUCUCAUCGAGAGGGAGCUCGAGAGCGGUGUCGAGCUUGCCGCUAAGGACGAGAGGACGCAGCAGGAGACCAGGAGGAGCUGGCCCAAGCCCCCCUCCUCUCAGAGGCAAGGAUCCGAAGACCACCCAGGUGCUGACAAGGAAAAGAUCGGCGGCGGGGUUUUUGAAGAUCAGCAACAGCAACAGUCUCAAGGCCGGCAGAACCCCAAGUCUUCUGACCGAGAAAGAGGGGCCCUCCCUGACUCGAGCGUGGACAAUGCAGAGGAAGGGGAGCUCUCGUCUCUCGACUGCCAGGAGCCCCGCCACCGUCCAAAGCCCGACAGGGUCACCGCCAAUGGCAAGAGACAACUGGAAGUGACACAGCAGCGCCCAGAUCGUCCCCACAUAUCCAGGGACUCAACCAGGGACGCCUGGCCCGAACACGUGGAAAGGGACUCCAAGCGGCCGCGGCAUGAGGCCCACGUGUGA